Funneliformis mosseae is the source of this 1608-nucleotide messenger RNA. NCBI's taxonomy places the organism in Eukaryota, Fungi, Glomeromycota, Glomeromycetes, Glomerales, Glomeraceae. The record is from the annotation of a GenBank genome assembly.
GCAAAACCGCCAAUGGUAGGAUCUGGCAUCUCUAUUAAUUAUACCAUCAGUCGUACGAUUCUAUCGGAUGCUGUGAACCUCGUCCGUAAUGAUCGUUUCAACACGGACGAUUUUAAUCCGCAUAACUUGACCAAUUGGGGUUUCAAUGACAUACAGUCUGAUCCGAAAAUUUCUGAAGGAAAUCUCCUAUAUAGGCUCCUUUUACGUAAUACUCAAGGAUGUUAUAAGCCGAAUUCCGUCUAUGCAAUGUUCCCAUUCGUAAUCCCUUCCGUAACCAAAAAAUAUCUUGAAGAAAAAGGAACCGUUGAUCAAUAUGACUUUAGCAAGCCGGCUGUUCUCGAACAACAACAACAAAUGACCCGUGUUGUGCGCAGUUACCGUGCGUGUCGCGAAAUCCUUUCAAACAAGGAUGCCUUUAACGUGGUCUAUGACCCAAAGAUGAAAUUUAUUACGCGUGAUGUCGGGUACUUCCUUGGUUUCGAUGAAAAUGAACCUCAUGAUCGAGAUCGAACUCGUUUGGAGAAGGCGUUUUAUCCUGAGGACCAAGACAAGUUUUUCUCGGGCAUCAAACAAUUCUACUUGAAAACCACGCAAGACCUUAUUGAUAAAAAGAAGAUUUCGUUCGAUGGAAAAAUUAACCAGAUUAAUGUGGUCCGCGAUGUUUGCAAUCUAGCACCCGUACACUUUGUAUCAGAAUACUUUGGUGUUCCUUUGAAAACUCAAGAAUCACCUCGCGGCGUUUAUACUGAACAAGAAGUUUAUUACCAACUCACUAUUAUAUUUAUGUAUAUCUUCGUCGAUUCUGAUCCCGUAGAUAGUUUUAAUCUCUCACUAACCGCCCAGAAAACCUCGGAGCAUCUGCAUGAUAUCAUGCAAAAAAUUGUCGAAAUAGUUAGCGGAGAUUCAACAUUAAUUCAAAAAGCCGCCGAUUCUCUUAUUGGUGCUGAUGUAAAGGUUUCCCCUCAAGCCGAACAGUUGAUUAAAAUUUUAAUGAAACAAUACAAAGACUCAAACUUAGCCACUUGGAAUAUCAUCGGUACAAUUUCCGGUGCUGUCGCAACACAAGGUGAAGCGGCGUCUUUGGUUGUUGAUUUCUACUUGCGUCCAGAAAACAAGUCACAUUUGGAAGAGAUUCGAAGAUUAGCCGACAAGACUGACGAAGAGUCAGAUAACUUGAUGCUUGGAUACGUUCUUGAAGCGUUACGGUUUAAUCCUAGCAUUCCUGGUCUCUUCCGUCGUGCUACCGAAUCUAUCAGCGUUGAUAACGGAUCCGAGAAAUUCAACAAAGAUGAAAUAAUCUUCCUUUCAUUGGGUUCCGCUCAUAUGGAUCCCACAGCUUUCCCCGAGCCAGAAAAGAUUAACCCGCGUCGUCCAACUGAUUCAUAUUUAACUUUUGGACUUGGUUUCCAUAGAUGUUUUGCGAAACAAGUCAACUUUAUUGCCCUACCGUCAAUGGUCAGGACCAUUCUAAAACUUAAAAAUCUUCAGCGCGUUUCUGGCAGAGCUGGACAGAUCAAUCAAAUAAAAGAAACUGCAACUGAUUAUGUUACUUCUCGAGGCACCAUUUUCACAUUCCCAACUGAUAUGGUUCUUCAGUAUUCAGACUGA